AAUGCCAUGGAAGGGUACAGAAUGACAUUGUAACAGUUCAUACCCCAUUCCAUUAUUCGUUUUAUUUAUUUAUAUAUUUUAUAGCAAGGGAAUUGAUAUCAUCUGUAGCUGAAUUGCAUGUCUUGCCAUGUUGAGAUCAGAGUAUAGAAUUUCUGCUUAUGUAAGAUGGCUAAUCCACUGCUGUUGCAAGAUAUUUAGUCACACUGACUCAGUUUAUUACAGUAAAUUUGCCAGUUGUCCCAUUGAGGUGACAUUUUCUCUGGUUAAAUAGUAAAAUGCAUGCAUGUUUGUAGUUACAGCAAUAGUGAGCAGCCAGGUCUGGCUCAUUGGCUGAAUACAACGUGCCAGCAGAUCAGAGCCUUGCACUCUGCUCAUAAGAGAGCCAAGCCAACAAAUGCUGGUGAGACAGAGACUGUGGAGGACUCUCCUCCUCCUGAGAGUUUCAGGCUGGACCACACACCAGUCACCCCUUAUUCAAGCUCCAUAAGGGAGAUGCUGAUGACAUUUGGGACCGCCACUUAUAAAGUUGGCCUUAAGGUGCACCCUAAUGAGCAGGACCCCCGUGUGCCUAUCAUGUGCUGGGGCAGCUGUUCUUACACCAUCCAGUCUAUAGGUCAGUCUGCACCCAUUUCUUACGGACUAAGAAUUCAUUCUCUGAUGAACUCCUGUUUCUCUGAGCUGGACUUCAACAUCCUCUCCGUCCCCCUCCUCAUGGAUCUGGUGGGUCUGACUCAGUCUGUCGCCAUGGCGACAGCAGAACGGGUGGACAUGGCUGACUCCGCCCAGCCGGUGAGCCCGAGCCAGGGUCCUGUUGCCGUGGUCAUCAGGCCACCACUCACACAGGGGAUGUUAAAUCACAUCGCCGACAAAACUGACUUCAAGGUGACAUGUUAA
This is a messenger RNA of Ictalurus punctatus (channel catfish), 894 nucleotides long. RefSeq names its product E3 ubiquitin-protein ligase UBR2-like. The transcript is spliced from 4 exons. Lineage: Eukaryota; Metazoa; Chordata; Actinopteri; Siluriformes; Ictaluridae. The record is from RefSeq and is a predicted model, not a curated record. Bases 280 to 894 code for a protein of 204 amino acids.